This is a messenger RNA of Cercospora beticola, 1625 nucleotides long. RefSeq lists its product as uncharacterized. The record is from RefSeq and is a predicted model, not a curated record. Lineage: Eukaryota; Fungi; Ascomycota; Dothideomycetes; Mycosphaerellales; Mycosphaerellaceae.
CCACGAUCUCCUAGUCUUGUGCUCAGUUUGCUGAUCGAAGCGUACGCUCAUCCCAUAGCUAUCCGUGCAUCACUCCUGGCCUCGAAAGUCAACCUGUCCCCGCCCCCGCAGUCGUGAACAGCACAGCGCGGCUGCUUCAGGAUGGCUACUCAAGCUCACUGUGCUUUCUGCUUUGAUACCCUCGCAGUAUCAUUCGAGCGCAGGAAACCCCUCACUCUCGCGCAGACGGAAGAGCUGUGGGAGCGAUAUCACGCGAGCAACGAUGAGGACCCCUCAGAAGUCGAGGAUGACGACGAUGCCGAGAUGACCGAUGUAGACGGCGACGAGGCGGCGCCAACUUCGACCAAACGGACUGCCAUCUCACGAUUGCUAAACAGAGAACCCGCGAGAAGCGCCGGCAGCUCGAGCAGCAGCCUGCCCAGCGCACAGAGUGGGAGCAGCGGGGGAAGCAGCAAGAAUGCUUCCGGCACAGCAACACCAGCGAGUUCCAUGAGCUCCACAUCAGACGUGACGGGAGGCGCGAGGAAAGGCGAGGAGCAUCCUCUUUUCAUCACAUGGAAUACCGUGUCUCGAAGCGGCCACAAGAGCCUAAGAGGCUGCAUCGGCACCUUUGAGGCGCAAGAGCUGGAGUAUGGGCUCCGCUCAUAUGCUCUCACCUCGGCCUUCGAAGACACGCGAUUCUCUCCGAUCCCCUCCUCCCUCCUCCCGAGCCUAUCCUGCGAGGUCACUCUCCUGACCAAUUUCUCCUCUCCUUCGAGCGACCCUCUAGGUUGGACCCUUGGCAAACACGGUAUCCGCAUAUCCUUCACAUAUCAUGGCAGAAGAUACGGCGCGACAUAUCUACCCUCAGUGGCUGUAGAGCAAGAGUGGACGAAAGAAGAGACGUUGAUAUCCUUGAUGCGCAAGGCCGGCUACAAUGGAAGCUCGAGUUCAUGGGAGCGGGUAUGGCGAGAUGGCAGAGGAGAGCUGGUGACUUAUGAGGGGAAGAAGGUUGGGCUGGGAUAUAAGGAAUGGAAAGAAUGGAGGGACUGGGCAGAAGAGAAUCGGUAGGACGAGUCGAGCUGCGUGGUAGACACAGAAAGAAUUUGGGGUUUGCACGGGACAUGACAGAGGGGCUGGAAUACCAAGGGGUAAUCAAGAGAUCUUCCAUACACUGGGCAAGGUAGUCCAGCAAAGAGCCGGGACGGCAUAAUGAGAGACGAUAGACGUGCAAUGCGAGGACAUUUCAUGCAAGCCAGUCUGUAGAUGAGAAACACCACCCGACUGAGCAAAGCUUUUCCGAAGACUGGACAAUUCCGAACCGAAACAGCUGAUUCAAAAUCCAACGGACCUUCCACAGUCGCUCGGAGAGAUCGCUAGCAACCUCUGGUGGAGACCCGACUCGACAUGGACUGGACCUCUGGCGCUCGAAUGAAAAUAAGUUUCACUUGCGCUCAGAUGUCGGAGCAUUGGUUGAAAGGCGAACGGUGGAGCGGAGCUGCAGGUUGAAAUAUUCAGGCUCGUGAAGGAAGCAAUAGAAUCAGUGGCAUUUUUGGUACACCUUUCUCUGCAGAAUAUGAAGAAUCGCGGACUGGAGCCUGAUCGCAGCGUAGAUUGGUUUCCGCUAGUCGAGCCGAGGAACAAAG